AUGGCCUCCGCCCUUCUUCUGUCCCCUCUCAACAACGUCCUCGCCUUCCUCACACCCCCACCUCCUCCCGUACAGGACGCGGCCUACGACGGCUUCGAGCUCACGUGGCGCUUCUUCGUCUUUCUCUUCAAAAACGAGGCGUUGCUCCUCGCAGGCGUGCUCUUUUACGUCCUCUGCUUCUACCUUGGAAAGCGCCACAACGCAAACAGGGCAAACGCCUGGAUCGACGCUCACGCUCCUCUCUACGCCCAGCAGUUCUCCCGCCCCACAAACGCGGGCCUCACCGCCGAUGGCUACUCUGACUUUUUCUCUUUCUCCACCGGCCGUCGCGCCGUCGCGGUCCUCCACACCGUCUUCACCCUCCGGCCCCGCCACGACAUCUUCCAGCUGGCCUAUCAGCUCGCCUACCGCAACGUCUAUGACCUCCAGUACAACCCCGCCGACGACGUUCAGCUCGACUUCAAGCUCCACCCCGGCGUCAACGUCCCUGACUUUGUAUGGGCGCUUGUCAACAAGAACGAGCUCAAGUCCAUCAAGGACGCCCGCUGGGACUUGACGUUCACCAGGACCACCGACAACCCGGCCGUGCCCAACUCGCUGACCAUCAUGAGCGAAUUCGCCGACGUCACCGAUGGAGUCCUCAAAGUCGCCGGCCCCGUCAUUGCCGCGCUGAACGACCCGCAAGUUCUUCCUUACUUCCGCUCGCUUUCCAUCACCGACCAGCCUCGCGAGCGCCCGGAUAUUGCGGAGACCUCGCGCGAAAAACACAUCAUCCUCACCCUCGCUUCACCGCCCGCGAGCGCCGCCGCGCGUACGCUCCCGCUCGUCACCGCCGUCUUUGCGUUGGUUGACGCCCUCGACCGCGUCACGCUACGCCCCGAGACCAAGGCGAAGCUUCGGAAGGUUCGCGAGGACUUUGCGCGCGCCCAGAAGGAGUCUGCAGAGAAGGAGCGCCGUGAGGAGGCCCUGGACGCCAAGCAGGCGGCGAAGAAGAAGGCGGAAGAGGACCGGAUCGCGAAACUAAGUGCGACCGAACAGCAGAAGAUCUUGGAGCGCGAUCGCAAGCGCAGCAUGCGCAAGACGCAGUCCAAGGUCCAGGCGCGGAAAUAAGCUGUCAGUGCUCUCGAUCGCGCGCGCGCACGGUGGCCACGCGCAUCUGCGUUGCGCGAUCUCGAGCCCGAGGAAGCACCGGGGACCAAGCCGUGCUGCACGAGGGAGAUCGUUAAUUAUGGGGGGAACGCGCGAUAUAUUGGAGCAUAUAUAUCAGUAUCGGCGGCGCGGUGCUGCCAGGAUAAGAGCGGGUUUUUUUAUUUGAUUUUGCGGUGAAAAGGAUUGCGGGGCCGCGGGGAUGGAAUUGUGGACGUCGGAGAGCUUCGGGGAGUCGAAAUGGCGCGCACGUGUCCGGGCUAUCGAGCUUGAUCUAUGUGUCGUGCUGUAUCGUAGUUGAUCUGUGGGGUGUUGUGCGCAGGGGGUUCUCGUUUUAUAGCACUCGUGAUGCGCGGGGAUGCACGCACUC
Messenger RNA from Heterobasidion irregulare TC 32-1, 1516 nucleotides. RefSeq lists its product as uncharacterized. The coding region runs from base 1 to 1110 and encodes 369 amino acids. Gene Ontology annotation, biological process: endoplasmic reticulum calcium ion homeostasis. The transcript is spliced from 8 exons. The record is from RefSeq and is a predicted model, not a curated record. Gene Ontology annotation, molecular function: calcium ion binding. NCBI's taxonomy places the organism in Eukaryota, Fungi, Basidiomycota, Agaricomycetes, Russulales, Bondarzewiaceae. Gene Ontology annotation, cellular component: endoplasmic reticulum.